Acanthosepion pharaonis is the source of this 1176-nucleotide messenger RNA. The record is from the annotation of a GenBank genome assembly. Lineage: Eukaryota; Metazoa; Mollusca; Cephalopoda; Sepiida; Sepiidae.
AUGUAUUUAUCUUUCUGUCUGUUCAUAUUUAUCCAAACAACUUUGUCUAUCUAUCUAUCUAUCUAUUCAUGGCUGUCCAUAUUUAUCUAUGUAUCUAUCUUUCUCAGUUUCUAUCUCAUUCUGUUCAUAUCUAUUUCAGAAUAUCCAUUCAUAUCUAUCUAUCUAUCUAUCUGUCACAAAUAUACAUUUCUAUCUAUCUAUCUAUCUAUCUAUCUAUCUAUCUAUCUAUCUUAUCACAAUCUAUUCAUAUAUAAAUUCCAUUAUGUUUAUAUCAAUCUAUCUAUUCCAGUCUAUUCAUGUGUAUCUAUCUUUCUCAAUCUGUUCAUAUCUAUCUAUUUCAGAAUAUCCAUUCUAUUCAUCUAUUUAUCAUCUAUUUCAUUUUGUUCAUAUCUAUCUAUCUAUCUAUAUAUCUAUCUCUGUAUGUUCAUAUCUAUCUAUCUAUCUAUGUAUAUAUCUAUCUAUCUAUCUAUCUCUGUAUGUUUAUAUCUAUCUAUCUCUGUCUGUGCAUAUCUAUCUAUCUAUCUCACUUGGUUCAUAAUCUAUCUAUCUAUCUCUCUAUCUAUCUAUUUAUCUAUCUAUCUCUGUUCAUAUUUGUCUAUCUAUCUAUCUAUCUAUCUAUCUAUCUAUCUAUCUAUCUAUCUAUCUCUGUAUGUUCAUAUCUAUCUAUCUAUGUAUAUAUCUAUCUAUCUAUCUCUGUAUGUUUAUAUCUAUCUAUCUAUCUAUCUAUCUAUCUAUCUAUCUCUGUAUGUCUCAUAUUCUAUCUAUCUAUCUAUCUAUCUAUCUCUGUAUGUUCACAUAUCUAUCUAUCUAUCUAUAUAUAUAUAUAUAUAUAUAUAUAUAUAUAUAUAUAUAUAUAUAUAUAUAUGUAUGUAUAUAUAUCUAUCUAUCUCUGUUCAUAUUUGUCUAUCUAUCUAUCUAUCUAACUCUGUUCAUAUUUGUCUAUCUAUCUAUCUAUCUAUCUAUCUAUCUAUCUAUCUAUCUAUCUAUCUAUCUCUGUCUGUUCGUAUCUAUCUAUCUAUCUAUCUAUCUAUCACUCAUUCACUCACUCCAGGAGCCAUAAUUAAUUUCUCAAAUACACUUUAUAAAUACAGAGACAUAAAAUGGAAAAAGAAUCUCUCUCUCUCUCUCUCUCUCUCUCUCUCUCUCUCUCUCUCUCUCUCUCUCUCUCGGCCCUGA